Messenger RNA from Leptidea sinapis, 1530 nucleotides. Its product is annotated as tubulin beta-4B chain-like. Lineage: Eukaryota; Metazoa; Arthropoda; Insecta; Lepidoptera; Pieridae. Bases 173 to 1516 code for a protein of 447 amino acids. The record is from RefSeq and is a predicted model, not a curated record. Gene Ontology annotation, molecular function: GTPase activity; structural constituent of cytoskeleton; GTP binding. The transcript has 2 exons. Gene Ontology annotation, cellular component: cytoplasm; microtubule. Gene Ontology annotation, biological process: microtubule cytoskeleton organization; mitotic cell cycle.
CAGAACAUUAUUCUGAAAUCCGACGUAAGAUGAGCACAGUUUAGCUCCUGAAUUUUUUUAUUAAUUUUUUAUAUUAGUCUUAAGCAUAUGUUAAGCUUCAAUUUUAUGAGAUAUUUCGAUUGAUUUUUGAGAAAUCUACAAGUACUUAGUAACGCGAAGAUAAAUUUACAAGAUGAGGGAGAUCAUCCAUUUACAAGUCGGUUCUUGUGGGAAUCAGAUUGGAGGAAAGUUCUGGGAGGUAAUAUCUGACGAGCACGGCAUCGACCCCAGUGGAUGCUACCACGGCGACUCUGAUCUCCAGCUGGAAAGAAUUAAUGUCUACUUCAACGAAGCCUCGGGUGGCAAAUAUGUGCCGAGAACCGUGCUGAUCGAUCUCAAGCCGUCUACCAUGGAUUCGGUGCGUUCGGGCCCUUUUGGCUGCCUCUAUCGACCUGAUAACUUUGUUUACGGACAAACUUGUGGUGCUAAUAACUGGGCGAAGGGACACUACACCGAAGGCCUGGAAAUUUUGGAGUCUACUUUAGAUGUUGUUCGCCGUGAAGCUGAAGGGUGCGACUGCUUGCAAGGCUUUCAGAUGUCUCAUUCACUUGGGGGAGGCACUGGCGCUGGAUUGGGUACUCUCAUUAUAAACAGAAUCCGUGAGGAAUACCCAGACCGUAUAAUCCUCACAUUCUCAGUAUUUCCCAGCUCCCGAGUAUCCGACUGUGUUGUUGAACCUUAUAAUGCAACGCUAUCAGUCAAUCAGCUUGUGGAAAACACAGACCACACGUUCUGCUUAGACAACGAAGCGCUGUACGAUAUUUGCUUUAGAACGCUAAAACUUACAACACCAACAUAUGGUGAUUUGAACCAUUUGAUUUGCGCCACCAUGUCCGGAAUUACAACGUGCCUUCGAUUUCCUGGUCAGCUUAAUGCGGAUUUGCGGAAGCUAGCUGUGAACAUGGUACCGUUUCCUCGCCUCCACUUCUACAUGCCCGGGUUUGCACCUCUAACGUCUCGAGGAGGGCAGCAGUAUAGAGCUCUGACUGUACCUGAACUGACGCUGCAGAUGUUUGACGCGAAAAACAUGAUGGUAGCCUGUGAUCCUAGGCAUGGGCGAUAUCUCACCGUAGCUACUAUAUUCAGAGGCAGAAUGUCUAUGAAAGAAGUAGAUGAACAGUUACUCAAUAUUCAGAACAAAAACAGCACAUAUUUCGUUGAAUGGAUACCGAAUAACAUUAAGGUUGCGGUGUGCGAUAUCCCGCCAAGAGGACUGAAAAUGGCGUCCACAUUUAUUGGAAACACUACAGCCAUUCAAUCAAUAUUUAAGAGGGUCUCGGAGCAAUUUGUAGCGAUGUUCAGGCGGAAAGCUUUCCUUCAUUGGUACACUGGAGAAGGUAUGGAUGAGAUGGAAUUCACAGAAGCAGAAAGCAAUAUGAAUGACUUAAUUUCAGAAUACCAACAGUAUCAGGACGCAACGGCUGAUGAUGAAGGGGAGUUUGAUGAAGAGGGCGAGGGAGAAGGGUUAGCUGAAUAAACGAUUUAAUAUAA